AUGGGGCGGUGGACCGGCGUCGUCCACGUCCCGCUCUCCCAAGGCGCCCCCCUCUUCCGCGUCGCCGCCUCGCUCAUACUCGCGCCCUCCAAAGCCCUCGCCGUUCCACGCGCAAACGCGAUCCUCUUCACGGGCGACCGCGUCCCCGGCACCGGCGAGCCGGCGAUCGAGCGGCUGUCGGACGCCGCCUACCUCGCCAAGCUCCUCGCUGGGAAGCUCGCCGGGGAAGCCAACGCGUGGGUGGUCGAUGCCGCUUGCUUUGCCGGGCCGUUUGCGGUCUACCGAGAGCUUGUGCCGGCCGUGGACACCGUUGGCGACCCUGAGCGGUAUGACCCCACUGGCCUACCGGCGGCGGCUGGCGUUGCCAACAUCUUGGCACAUUGUAUUCGGGAGAUACAAAAUAAGGUCACGAGGGGGUCAUUGAAUGAUUCCGCAGGCAAUCAAGAACCUACUGCAUCAUUGCUACCGUCGUGUGCUCCUAAAACUACCAUCCUGGGAUUCAGUAAGGGUGGAGUUGUCGUCAACCAGCUUGUGGCAGAACUUUCUUACUGGGCCUCAAAAUCAACAAAAAGUUCAGUUGAUGUUUCACAGCGAAGCCCAUCCCUCUUGACCGGUGAUCUACUCGUUCCUGCUACAGCUAGUGAUGUUUUAUCAAGUAUUUCCGAGUUCCAUUAUUUGGAUGUGGGCCUCAAUUGUGCUGGAGCAUACACUACUGAUCAUGCGGUGAUCAAGGGGAUAGCCAGCUAUGUUUCCCAGACUAGUGAUACUCUCCGUUUUGUCCUUCAUGGGACUCCGAGGCAGUGGUCUGAUCCGAACCGCCCAUGGAUCCUGGCCGAGAAAAACACGAUGCUGCGGUUGCUUCAGGACGAGGCUAAGAAAUGUGAAGGGAGACUGAUGCCAUCUGAAAAGAAGUAUUUUGAUGGUAGACCACGCAGUCUGCUGAUGCAUUUUGAGAUUCUGGAAGCAAUGGACAUCUGCUGA
Triticum turgidum subsp. durum (durum wheat) is the source of this 981-nucleotide messenger RNA. The record is from the annotation of a GenBank genome assembly. Lineage: Eukaryota; Viridiplantae; Streptophyta; Magnoliopsida; Poales; Poaceae.